AUGCAAGUGUUGGGGUGGAGCUUCAAGAUGAACGAUUUAGCAGCUAAAGAGCUAACCAUAUCCCAACUUCCUAAGCUACCUCGAGUAGGAUCCAUAGAGAAUUCCAAACUUUUGACGGUGGGAUUGCCAGUUAUUGGCCUAGUUUUAGUGUUUACGUUGAUUUCCAUUGUCAUUUUUACCGUCAAGAGUAAGAGAAAAUUUUCUGAAGUACUUGAAGAUUGGGAACUAGACUAUGGACCUCACAGGUUCAAAUACAAAGAUCUUUAUAUUGCUACCAAGGGGUUUAGGGACAAAGAGCUUCUGGGUAUCGGGGGUUUCGGUAGGGUCUACAGAGGUGUAUUACCCACCUCCAAAAUCGAAGUUGCAGUGAAGAGAGUCUCUCAUGAAUCCAAACAAGGAUUGAGAGAAUUUGUUGCCGAGAUUGUAAGCAUGGGUCGGCUGCGGCACCGGAACUUAGUACAAUUCUUGGGAUAUUGUCGACGUAAAGGAGAGCUCUUAUUGGUCUAUGAUUACAUGCCCAAUGGAAGUCUAGACAAGUUCAUCUUCAACCAACCAAAGGCAAAACUGGAUUGGGGACAAAGGUUUCAAAUCAUCAAAGGAGUAGCGUCCGAGCUAUUUUAUUUGCACGAAGGAUGGGAGAAGGUGGUUGUUCACAGAGAUGUCAAGUCCAGCAAUGUCCUAUUAGAUAGUGAGUUUAAUGGAAAGUUGGGAGAUUUUGGACUCGCAAGACUAUACGACCAUGGAAUGGGUCCCAAAACUACUCAUGGAAUAGGUUACCUUGCACCAGAGCUGAUGAGGACCAGAAGGCCAUCAUCGAGCAUAGAUGUCUUCAGCUUCGGGGCUUUUAUGCUUGAAGUGGCUUGUGGGAGAAGACCUAUAGAGCUACAAACGACAACGGAAAAUGUAAUUUUGGUGGAUUGGGUGUUCUCAUGUUGGAGUAGAGGGACAAUUUUUGAGACAGUAGAUCCAAAUCUGGAUGGUAAUUAUGUAGCUGAGGAAGUUGAUUUGGUGUUGAAGCUUGGUCUGCUUUGCUCUCACUCAAUCCCGACUGCUAGGCCAACCAUGCGACAAAUCAUGCGGUUUUUAAGGGGAGAUGCCUGUCUACAAGAAUCGUUUUUGCAUGGUCUAACAUUUGCACAUGAUCAAGGAUUAAGCAACUUUGCAACGUUCCAGCCUUCUCUUCCAGGAAAGACAUCGACACAAGUAUCGUUAGGUGCAGAUUGCAUCCUCUCAACGGGCCGUUAA
Nelumbo nucifera (sacred lotus) is the source of this 1245-nucleotide messenger RNA. The record is from RefSeq and is a predicted model, not a curated record. NCBI's taxonomy places the organism in Eukaryota, Viridiplantae, Streptophyta, Magnoliopsida, Proteales, Nelumbonaceae.